AAAAUGUCACAUUACGGGAAGAAGUAGCAACGGUAAAUUGCAUAAGGAAAGAUACAAGAAAAAACGAAGAAGAAUCGAAGAAAAAAAGAUUCAAAGAAAAAUGAAGAUUUUACUAUGCAUUAUUUCGUGUAUGAGUUUGUGUCUUACGUUAUCCCAAGGAUAUAGAAUCCUUGGAAUAUUUCCAUAUAAAGUGAAAAGUCAUUUUAUUAUGUUCGAAAGUUUAAUGAAAGGUCUCGCUAAGAAGGGUCAUCAGGUUGAUGCAAUUGGUCCGUUCCCACUGAAAAAAUCAUUCGUCAAUUAUACAGAUUUAGUUGUGAUAUCACAAGAAAUCAAUUUUGUCAAUAAUGUUUCGUACGAUAUCGCAAGUAAACUGACAAUGAUAGAUGUAUUGUCAACCAUAGGUGGCUAUCAGCUUUGUGAAUGCUUGGAACAUCCAAAAAUCCAAAAACUAAUUCACAAUCCUCCAAAGGAUCCACCUUAUGACGUAGUUCUGAUAGAGGUUCUUGCUGCUCAUUGUUUUGCUAUAUUUGGACAUAUUCUUAAUGUACCAGUGAUCGGUGUCAGUACUGCAAAUUAUUUAUGGCUCAGUUCUUUCUUAGAAAAUCCCCAAAAUUUGGCCAUCUUUCCCAAUAAUUUAUUGCACUUUAACAGUCCAAUGAACUUUUGGCAACGAACGUACAACUUUCUACACAGUGUCUUCAACAAAAUGUACUUCAAUCAUUUGACCAAAUAUCAAGAUGAACAAAUAAGAAAGUACGUCGGUCCGAAUUUACCGAGUGUGCGACAAAUGGAACAAAAUAUUUCCAUAAUUUUGAUGAACUCAUAUUUUACUAUGGACGGAAUUAGACCUUUAACGCAGGCCUACGUCGAAGUCGGUGGAUUACAUGUUCAAGAUGACGGCUCGAAAUUAUCACCUGAGCUACAGAAAUGGUGUGACGAGAGCAAAGAUGGUUUUAUCUAUUUCACGUUUGGUUCAAUGGUCAAGAUCGAAUCAUUUCCAAGAAAGAUUCUCGAUAUAUUCUAUAAAUCUUUCGAAAAGAUAUCGCCAGUAAAUAUUCUAAUGAAAAUUCCAAAUCCCAAAGAGUUACCACCUGGUUUGCCGAAGAACGUUCACAUUUCGUCGUGGAUGCCGCAAUUAAAAGUUUUACAACAUCCAAACGUGAAGGCAUUUAUUACUCAUGGUGGUCUUAUGGGAACACAGGAAGCCAUUUCAUGCGGCGUUCCAAUGAUCGGAAUACCUAUUUUCGGUGACCAAUUUGCAAAUGUCAUUAAUUAUGUGAAGCAAAAUAUUGCAAUAAAACUAGACUACGAAAAUUUGUCGCAAGAUGAAAUGGACGCUGCAUUAAAUACAAUUUUAUAUAAUUCCACAUACAGAGAGACUUCACGUAAAGUCGCACAAAAAUUUAUGGAUAGGCCAUUGAAGGCAAUCGAUACGGCUAAUUAUUGGAUUGAAUAUAUCGUGAAAUACGGAUGGGACGCACUCCGUUCACCGGCCAUGGACUUGAAUUGGUGGGAGAACGAUCUUUUAGACAUAUAUACAUUCUUAUUGUUGAUUAUAGUUAUCAUCAUUUACAUAACAAUUCGAUUAAUUAGAAUGUUUCUAAGCAUAAUUUUAUCUAACCCAAAUAUUAACGUUUCACCCAUGAAGAAGAUCAUAAAUGAAUUUAUUUGGAAUUUGUUCCUAUCAAUGCAUUCAACAGAUGUUAAAUUUGUGGUGACGUUUGAAAGAUCAACUCGACUUCAUGCUGAUAUCAAUAAAAUAAGUAAGGUUUUAUCUAUGAUAACUCGUAGUAAUAUUCCAAUAUUUACUAUUUCCAAAUAUAUCUUCAAUUAUGUAUCCCAAUUUUUUAUCGAUAUAGAAAUGAGCAUUCUAUUGAUUUACAACAAAGUUAAUAUACUGAUAGGUAUUAUAUUGGUAGAAAAAAAAAAAAAAUUAACUGUAAAUGGGAAAAGAAUUCAAACUAAAUGUUAUCUUGGAAGGUUAUCACUUCUGACCGAAUAUUCAUGUUACGAAAAAAUGAAAGCGUUACUAUGCAUUAUUUUUUGUAUUUACUUAUGUUUAACGUUAUCUCACGGAUAUAGAAUUCUCGGAAUUUUUUCAUAUCAUGGAAAAAGUCAUUUUAUCAUGUUCGAAAGUUUGAUGAAAGGUCUCGCUAAGAAGGGUCAUCAAGUCGAUGUAAUUAGUACGUACCCAUUGAAAAAACCAUUCGUUAAUUAUACCGAUUUGGUUGUAAUACCAUUGGAAAUAAAUAUUGUCAAUAACAUGUCAUACAAUAUCGCAAGGAAAUUCUCCAUGGUGGAGAUUACCACAACCGUAUGUGGUAAUAAUCUUUGUGAACACUUGGCAAAUCCAAAAAUUCAGGAACUAAUACACAAUCCUCCGAAGAAUCCACCCUAUGACGUCGUUCUGAUAGAGGUUCUUGCUGCCCAUUGUUUUGCCAUAUUCGGACAUCUUCUGAACGUACCAGUGAUCGGUAUCAGUUCUUCCAUUCUCUAUCCAUGGCAAAAUCAAUAUAUUGGAAAUCCCGAAAAUUUCGCCAUCUUUCCUAAUACUUUAUUGCAUUUUAAAAAUCCAAUGAAUUUUUUGCAACGAACGUACAACUUUCUAUACAUUUUCUUCAACAAAAUAUACUUCGAUCAUUUGACGAAAUAUCAAGACGAACAAAUAAGAAAGUACGUCGGUCCGAAUUUACCGAGUGUGCGACAAUUGGAAAAGAAUAUUUCAAUGAUUCUAGUGAACUCAUAUUUUACUGUGGACCGAAUCAGACCAUUAACGCAGGCCUACGUCGAAAUCGGUGGAUUGCACGUUCAAGAUGACGGCUCAAAAUUAUCACCUGAGCUACAGAAAUGGUGUGACGAGAGCAAAGAUGGUUUUAUCUAUUUCACGUUUGGUUCAAUGGUCAAGAUCGAAUCAUUUCCAAGAAAGAUUCUCGAUAUAUUCUAUAAAUCUUUCGAAAAGAUAUCGCCAGUAAAUAUUCUAAUGAAAAUUCCAAAUCCCAAAGAGUUACCACCUGGUUUGCCGAAGAACGUUCACAUUUUGCCGUGGAUACCGCAAUUGAAGGUUUUACAACAUCCAAACGUGAAGGCAUUUAUUACUCAUGGUGGUCUUAUGGGAACACAGGAGGCCAUUUCAUGCGGCGUUCCAAUGAUCGGAAUACCUAUCUUCUGCGACCAAUUUGCAAAUAUCGCCAAUUACGUGGAAAAGAAUAUUGCAAUAAAACUAGACUACGAAAAUUUGUCGCAAGAUGAAAUGGACGCUGCAUUAAAUACAAUUUUAUAUAAUUCCACAUACAGGGAGGCUGCACGUAAGGUCGCACAAAAAUUUAUGGAUAGGCCAUUGAAGGCAAUCGACACCGCUAAUUAUUGGAUUGAAUAUAUCGUGAAAUACGGAUGGGACGCACUCCGUUCACCGGCCAUGGACUUGAAUUGGUGGGAGAACAAUCUUUUAGAUGUAUAUAUAUUCUUAUUGUUGAUUAUAAUUAUCAUCAUUUACAUAACAAUUCGAUUAAUACUAAUGCUUCUUAACAUGAUAAUAUCAAAGACAAAUAACAAUUUUUCACUAGUAAAAAAGAUGUCGUAACAAAUUUAAUUUCAGAUAACGAUAAUCCUAAACGAUUAUCCUAAUUUAUUUUAAACCUUUUUCUCAUAUCAUAGAAGUUAAUUAUCGAUAGAUAAUAAUUUCGUCGAGAGAGUUGAAUUACAUUUCGUUAUAGAAACAUGAAUAAAUUUUAAAUCGAUAGAUAAACCGUUCUUUUUUAUAAUAUAAAUAAGGUUUUAUCUUAUGAUGACUUGCGGAACAAUUAUGAAAGAUCUUAUACAUCGAUAUUUAUCUAUAAUUAUCUCAAUGUUUUAUCGAUAUAGAUAUGAACGUUAUUAUUUCUCUGACGAUCACGAUAGUCACUAGAAUAAAUAAAAGUAAUUUCAUGCAAAAGUUUUCCUUAGGACCGUAAUAAAAUUUAAAGAGGCAACUUCGAAGCUUAGAAUUUAUCUUAGACAUAAGUAAUAAACGUCAGAAUAUUUCUCCUAGUCAUUGUUACAAUUUUCGUUAAUAAUAAAACGAGGCGAACCUGCGAAUGAUUAAAA
Molecule: messenger RNA, 4083 nt
Organism: Vespa velutina
Lineage: Eukaryota; Metazoa; Arthropoda; Insecta; Hymenoptera; Vespidae
Exons: 13
Coding region: 101-3580 (1159 amino acids)
Molecular function (GO): UDP-glycosyltransferase activity
Source: RefSeq, a predicted model, not a curated record